AUGAAGGAAUAUUGCGGCUCUUUGGCCUCAAUACUUGGUAUGUUGGCUUUUUGUCAAAGUCUUCUUCAAGUAUUAUGUCCACCAGAACGCCGGUUUGCAACUCUGAAACUCUUCCACCGGAUCUUUAACAUGUUCACUUCUUAUUGCUACUUUGAUAUCACAGAAAUUGAUGGAGUUAACACCAACGAGCUCUACAACGCAGUCCAGCUCUAUCUAAGCUCCUCUGUCUCCAUCUCUGGUAGCCGUUUGAGCCUCACUCGUGCUCUGAAUUCAAGUGCCAUAACUUUUGGCCUAACAAACAAUGACACUCUCUUCGACACCUUCAAUGGUGUUGCUGUCCUUUGGGAACAUAUUGUGACUGAAAGACAAGCAUUGACAUCUUCUUGGCGUCCAUUGCCUGACGAGAAGAGGGGUUUCACUCUACGUAUCAAGAAAAAGGACGAGUCUUUGAUUCUUGAUUCUUAUCUUGAUUACAUUAUGGAGAAAGCCAAUGAAAUAAGGAGGAAAAAUGAGGAAGUUUGGAUUUAA
Molecule: messenger RNA, 528 nt
Organism: Dovyalis caffra
Lineage: Eukaryota; Viridiplantae; Streptophyta; Magnoliopsida; Malpighiales; Salicaceae
Source: the annotation of a GenBank genome assembly